AGAAGUACAACCGAACCGACUACCGAGACGGCUAAGCUUCCGGUAUAACCAACAGUGGUGCAAACGAUGCUUAAUUUUUUGAAAAAAAAAAGACAAAAAUACACAAAUGAGCUAAUGUAAUAUGAGAGCAGUCAGAUGUUUCCGGGCGUCCGUCGCUUGUCACCUGAAGCCAUCACGACAGACACAAAAUAGAGAAGUAAUAUCAUGUGGUGAGCAGGACUGGAGCAGAAAGGUGGAGUGGGAACAGCAGCAAGGUUUUUAGCCUACAUGAAGCAUGAAGAGCCCAGUGCACAGAUGCAGGGACAUGGAGCAGAACCGUGGGCAAACAUGGACAGGAAACAGAUACUUAAAGGCAGAGCAUCGUAUCCCCAUCUCCAAGGACGUCAUCACUUCAACAUCUGCUUCUGCUAUGUGGUUCAUCAAGGACGCCUGUGGCAUCAUUUGCGCUAUCAUCACAUGGCUGCUGGUUUUUUAUGCCGAGUUUGUGGUGCUGUUUGUAAUGCUGCUGCCCUCCAAAAAUCUGACAUACAGCAUUGUCAACGGGUCUCUGUUCAAUGUUCUGGCCUUUCUAGCCCUUGCCUCACACAUCCGAGCCAUGUGCACUGAUCCAGGGGCAGUGCCGAAAGGCAAUGCGACCAAGGAAUAUAUUGAAAGCCUUCAGCUGAAACCAGGACAGGUGGUCUACAAAUGUCCCAAGUGCUGUAGCAUUAAGCCUGACCGAGCACACCACUGCAGUGUUUGCAAACGCUGCAUACGUAAGAUGGACCACCAUUGCCCCUGGGUCAACAACUGUGUUGGAGAGAACAAUCAAAAGUACUUUGUGCUCUUUACUAUGUACAUUGCGCUUGUCUCUCUUCACGCAUUAUUCAUGGUGGUUUUCCAUUUUCUCUACUGCUUUGAAGAUGAUUGGACAAAGUGCAGUUCCUUCUCUCCACCAGCAACAGUCAUCCUCCUCAUACUCCUGUGCUUUGAGGGUCUCCUCUUCCUCAUCUUCACCUCUGUGAUGUUUGGUACCCAAGUCAAUUCCAUCUGUACUGAUGAAACUGGCAUAGAGCAGUUGAAAAAGGAAGAGAGAAGAUGGGCUAAAAAAACUAAGUGGAUGAACUUGAGGGCAGUGUUCGGACACCCUUUCUCCUUACUUUGGUUUAGCCCUUUCUCCACUCCUGACCACGGGAAGGCUGAAACAUACCAAUAUGUGGUGUGAAAAGGGAAGAAGAAGGGAAGAUCAGGCCAACGUGAGCCCCACUAAGCACUAGUGGUUAUGGACACCAUCACAUGUGCUCUGCGGGCUUACUCCAUGCUUGCCUUCAAACACUGUUCAUUUGUGAAUUUGCAAACACUGACAAAUCUGUUAAUUUUCUGAGAAGUUGCUUCUCUUCAAAGGCACCCUGAUUAUCCCCGUUACCUGGAAACCAUAUAGCAAGCCCAUCGUAAAAUUAAGGAGAGGUUGUAUACACUAAUCGGUUUGUCGACUCGUUCGCUAGUUCGAUGUCAACUAGUUACUCAUCGGUUUUUGACAUGCUCGAGGAGAAGGCAAAACCGCUUGUGGCAGGACAAAUCCAAAGAGUGAAAUGAGUAACCUGACUUGAUUACGCUGCACAGAUUAAUUAAACUGAAUAUAUUCACAGUGAGUGAACACUUAUGGUUUGAUGAAGUUAAAAUAUUUCAAAAUCACAAUUUUGGCAAAAAAGACCUAGGUUUAUUAAAAAAUGAAUAACGAAUAUAAGAGCGGUUUUGUAACUUGCACAGUUGUGUAAGCGCAAAACAACGAUUGUUGCGUGACAUUUGCUCAGCAAAGCUGCCAUUGGUGGGUUACAAGUGAAUUCUAUUUAUUGUAUUACUGGAACUGAAUUUCACCCGCGUGUCGAACUGUGACAAUUCUGAUUUACUCUGGUUAUGCUCAGAGGGGAAGUGAGAUAGCUUCACUUGGCUGAAUCCGGAAGAUAAAAGCUAAUUUUCUAAAAGAAUAUGUGCACGUGUCAAGGCAGGCUCAACUUCCCCACCAAUCCCAUGUAUGUGCAUGCUAGAAAUACAACUGCUCUGCUUUCAAACUCAAUUGUGUUUCUCUUGUGAGAGGACUUUUAAAUUAAGUAUAUCUAUGAUUUUUCUGCUUUUUAUGAAGGACAUUGAGUGGACUAUUUCUAUGGUUUUUCUGCCAUUCCAAUGCCUUUAAAGACUCGACCUCACACACUUUGAUGGUGUUCACUUGUUCAGUGCUCUGUUUUGAGUCAAAGCACUCAGUGUCUUUUGAAUUACAUGUUUGGUUCACUUGUAUUUUUCACAGUUCACCCUAAAUUCUUCAAAAGCAUAUACUUACACCCUGACUGGUCAGCUUUUAUGUUAAAAAAGUUGAACAGUGUAACAUUCCCCGAUUGUGGUACACUGCUGGCCAAAAGUAUUGGCACCCCUGCAAUUCUGUCAGAUAAUGCUCAAUUUCUCAGAGAAAAAGAUUGCAAUUACAAAUGCUUUUGUUGUAAUAUCUUAAUUUAUUUUUGCUUGCAAUGAAAAAACACAAAAGAGAAUGAAAAAAAUCAUUGUUUUUUUUUUUUACCAAAAACUCCAAAAAUGGGCCGGACAAUAAUAUUGGCACCCUCAGCCUAAUACCUGGUAGCAAAACCUUUAAGCAAAAUAACUGCAAACAAUCGCUUCUGGUAUCCAUCAAUGAGUUUCCUACAAUGCUCUGCUGGAAUUCUAGACCAUUCAUCUUUGGCCAACUGCUCCAGGUCACUGAGAUUUGAAGGGUGCCUUCUCCAAACUGCCAUCUUCAGAUCUCUUCACAGGUGUUCCAUAGGGUUCAGGUCUGGACUCAUUGCUAGCGACUUUAGAAGUUUUCAGUGUUUUCUCUCAAACAAUUUUCUUGUGCUUUUUGAAGUGUGUUUUGGGUCAUUGUCCUGCUGGAAGACCCAUGACCAUUUGAGGGAUACCCAGCUACGUCACACUGGGACCCUACAUUAUAACCUAAAUUUGUUGGUAGUCGUCAGACUUCAUAAUGCCAUGAGCACGGUCAAGCAGUCCAGUGCCAGAGGCAUCAAAGCAACCCCAAAACAUCAGGACACCUCCGCCAUGUUUGACUGUGGGGACCGUGUUUUCUUUGAAGGCCUUGUGUUUUUUCCUGUGAACUCUAUGUUGAUGCCUUUUCCCAAAAAGGUCUACUUGUGUCUCAUCUGACCAGAAAACAUUUUUCCAAAAUGUUUUUGUCUUUCUCAGUUAAGUUUUGGCAAACUCCAGCCUGGCUUUUUUAUGUCUCUGGGUCAGAAGUGGGGUCUUCCUGGGUAUCCUACCAUAGAGUCCCUUUUCAUUCAGACGCCAACGGAUAGUAGGAGUUGACACUGUUGUACCAUCAGACUGCAGGACAGCUUGAACCUGUUUGGAUGUUAGUUGAGGUUCAUUAUCCACCAUCCGCACAAUCUUUCGCUGAAAUUUCUCGUCAAUUUUUCUUUUCCAUCCACAUCUAGGGAGGUUAGCCACAGCGCCGUGGGCUUUACACUUAUUGAUGACACCACAUGGUAGACACAGGAACAUUCAGGUCUUUGGAGAUGGACUUGUAGCCUUGAGAUUGCCCAUGCUUCUUCACAAUUUUGCUUCUCAAGUCCUCAGAAAGGUCUUCUUUUUUUUGUCCAUGCUCAAUGUGGUACACACAAUGACACAAGACGGAGGUUGAGUCAACUUUAAUCCAUUUUAACUGGCUGCAAGUGUGAUUUAGUUAUUGCCACCACUCUUAUGUGCUACAGGUAGAGCCUGAAUUAUGCUAAUGCGUUGCAGUGACGGCGAAGCGACUACGUCGUGAAUGAGCAUUCGAUAGUUCUGCGGCAUUGCUCUGUAAUUCCCCGCCAAGCCACUAGAGGGGUAUGGCGUUGUGUUUGUAGGUUUUAUGGGGGGACUCUUGACGACUUCUAGUUUUCUUCCGGUUACACUGCUAUGCUAAAAAGCUAACGGAGAUAAAACGUUUGAAUUGGAACUUCAGCUCAUCAACAUUGAACAACAAAUGUUGAUCAUACAAAUGUUGAGGCACAGGCGACGCAAAAGACUGUUUCGGAGGCGGUCUGUUGGACUUUUGAUGGCUUGAUGCAGUCACAUUACGAAUUCUAGACUCGGGUGGAAGCCAGCAAGCUGUGGCGGCUUGCUUCAAACUGGCGUCGAGCACUGUGUCCAGCGUUUUUGUCCGUGGUCUGCAAAGAAUUGUGGAUUGCCCUCCAGCCCGAUUUUUUUUGCCGUGUCCUACAACCAGCCAGUGGGAAGCCAUAGCAGAUUUCUGGCGGCUAUGGAACUUCCCAAACUGCGUUGGGAGGCUUGAUUUUAAGGUUAUCAUAAAAAGCACCGAGGCACUCUCAAUCAGUGAUGUAUCAAGUGUGUGAACUGUCUAGUGGAAAAUUAAACAUCAAAACAACUCUUGACACCAAACCUGUGCUUUAUUCUUCAUAUAGCUUUAUUCUUCAUAUAGUUGAAGUGUGUCACGUAAAUAAGUCACAGACUCACAGCAAACAUAUGUACACAAUAAAUGAUGAAGUGGACCAACUAAAAAUACGACAUAAAGGGAUAAAAAGCUGACUGGGUCACCCCUUCGGGUGGCCAUUCGAUUCCGAACACACACAUAACUUGUUUCGGUGGGUCUUCCAUUUUUUUGUAUUCAAUCGCCAGCCCUGUAUUUUCAGCAAUCUCCUCCCACAGAUUGCUUGCCAUUUGGCAAUCUUCAUAAUGGCUUGACGAGACAUUGUAGAAGUUGUCGUACUUGCUCUUCGUUGAUACUCUUGUCGGCUUCGUCCAUUUUUGCGUGUAACAAAAUAAUGAUUGACAAUGGCGGUGAUUUUGCGCUGAACCAGAAACAACAGUCUGAGCGGACCAAUCACAGUCCAGUUCCACCACGUCACAUGCGUUGACGCGACGCGAAGUCAGAAAAAUUGGGAAGGAACAAGAGGCUACGGCGGAGGGUCGUUAGUCGGGUCUUCCUUGACGGCGCAGGUCUGACGUGGAAGCAUUACUCGGCCUUAAGUAACAGGUGCUGUUAAUUGCACAAAUUAGAGAAGCAUCACAUGAUUUUUCAAAGGGUGCCAAUACUUUUGUCCGGCCCAUUUUUGGAGUUUUGUGUAAAAUGAGGAUUCUUUUUUUUUCCCCGUUCUUUUUUGUUGCUUCACAGCAAGCAAAAUAAAUGAAGAUAUUACUACCAAAGCAUUUGUAAUUGCAAUCAUUUUCUGGGAGAAAUUGAGCAUUAUCUGACAGAAUUGCAGGGGUGCCAAUACUUUUGGCUAGCAGUGUAUAAAUACCAACUGGCAUUUCAGGAAGCUGGGUACAUCUUCAUUGUGAUGAUCACAUUUGAAGGGAAAGGAGGAUAUGGUUUUGCCUGUUGUUGUCUUUUACCAGUUUAACUCAAUCGUGUUGUGAACAGACACGAUUCAAUUUAAUGUGAGGCUUCAGAAUGACCCACAGACAAAUUGAUUAUCAUUGGGUAGAGAUUUUGAUCCAGAUUAUUCAUUGAAACGUGGGAAAAACCUGAUAGAAGGUUUUCCAUGAAAGAUACUGUAGAGAUAACAAUAUUUGAUCAAAGCACGAUUCAAACAUAUUCAUGAUCGCGAUCCAGAUUUUAUCUCAAUUAGUCAAAAUAAGAAAAUCUGCUCACUCGUUUUUUUUGUUUUUUUUUUUUGGUUGGUUUGGUUGUAACAAAUAUGCAUUGAAACAAACAGGUAAAGGUAUAACCUCCUUUGCACAAUUAAAACACGACUUUGGUAACACAGAUUUCAAGCUCUGUUGUAAAUUUUGCUUUAAUUAUUCAUUUAUUCUAUCUUUACUUUGUAUUGUAGAUCUGAAAGCGUGUGAAGGCAUGAUAUUGACAAAAGCUACAAUAGAAAACAGCUGUUGCUGAUAAUGUAGGAAUUUCAUUGUUAAACAUCCUUAAGUAAUUUCAACACACAGGCAGGGAAUAAACUAAUCAUUUGCAAUGCAGAAGUUAUUUCUUUAUAACAUGCUUCUCCUCAAAGGGUGCCUAUCAUUUUUUUUUCCUCCACUUUUUUGAUUCUCCCAAUACUUUUUCGCCACUUUUAGGAUUAGUUCCUGUGCCUGAUUUUCCUGCUUAUUCAAUACAAUUGUUACAGUUAAAACUAGAGGUCUUCGUUCACUAUGCAGUGGUACCUCUACUUACAAAUAUCUGUACAUACAGACUUUUCAGGUUAAGAGACUACUCAACGGGAAAAUAUUGCCUUUUGUUACUAAAGAAAUUUCAGGAUACGAAAGGCAAAAAUAUAGUAUGGAUGGUACUUGCAUCUCCCAGAGUUUACUGAACUUAACAUACUUAUUAUAGUUGCUCUGCCAUUGGCUAUUGCAUAGCAUUAUUGGCAUCCAGAUGGCUAAGAGGGACUUCUACUGUAUGUGUAUUGCAGCAUCCUUUUCAUUCGCCCCUCAUGUUACGACGGCUUUGCAUUAGUAUAUUUACUUUUAUUCUUUAUUCUUGUUUUUUACAUUAUGCACAACUCUGAUUUUAUGUUUCUUGUGCAAUAAUCGUAAGAUGCAUUUGUUUUGAUACAUUUUUAUGCAUUAGAUUAGAUUUAUGUCUAAAUUUUAGGCGGCUUGGAACGGAUUUGGGCAUUUACAUGAAAAACGAGUCCCUACUUACAAAAUUUUCAAAUUACGAAACUACUUCCAGAACCAAUUUCGUAAGUAGAGGUACCUCUGUAUAAAUGUUCUCACUGUCUGACAUGAAAUCCAUCUAAACCUUUCUUACUCAUGUCAAUUAGGAUUAUCAAAAUAUUUUUGUUCUAUUCUUCCACAAAAAUUUGAAAAUGUAUGUUGAAUGUCCUUCCACAAGAUUUUUACUGUAGAUGUCAGGAAUUUGGGUCCAUUUCUUAUUACAGAAAUGGUAAAACCCAGCUUGGUUUUAGGGGCCACCUUACUCACACUUAACUUUUCAAAAAUGCCGCGAAAACUUUAAGGAUUGAAAUUAAAGCUUUGUGGCCAAGCAAAACAUUGAGCUUGUUAGCCUUAAGCAGUUGUUGUAACUACAGUAUGCUAUGGGCAGUGUUGUUAAUCUUACUUUAAAAAAGUAAUUAGUUACAGUUACAAAUUACUUCUCCCAAAAAGUAAUAGAGUUAGUAACUCAGUUACCUCAAUGUAAGAGUAAUUAGUUACUUGGCAAAUUAACUGACGUUACUUUUCAUAUUCUACACGUUAUUACUAGGGCUGUCAAAAUUAUCGCGUUAUAUUUUUUGUAUGA
This is a messenger RNA of Corythoichthys intestinalis (scribbled pipefish), 7201 nucleotides long. RefSeq names its product palmitoyltransferase ZDHHC3-like. Lineage: Eukaryota; Metazoa; Chordata; Actinopteri; Syngnathiformes; Syngnathidae. The transcript has 7 exons. Gene Ontology annotation, molecular function: palmitoyltransferase activity. The coding region runs from base 275 to 1204 and encodes 309 amino acids. The record is from RefSeq and is a predicted model, not a curated record.